This is a messenger RNA of Pelobates cultripes (western spadefoot toad), 275 nucleotides long. The record is from the annotation of a GenBank genome assembly. Lineage: Eukaryota; Metazoa; Chordata; Amphibia; Anura; Pelobatidae.
CACCCUUCUGUUGGCUAUUUGGCUGCCUCCUCUGACUCCCCGAGCUCCAGUGUGAGCCUGCUGGCGCCCAGGGUUUCUCGCGGUCGGACGCGUGGCCGCCUCGCCACGGCCGGCUUCUUCAUAGAGCCGCGUGCAUCCGACAGGCUAGAGGAGGGUGCACCUACUCGUGGCCCCUCCUCCAGACGCGGUGGUCAGACCGCAAGUGUUUUUUCCUCGCUGGCAUUCUGGCUCUGUAACAUGAUGCAUACAGAGCCGGUCCGGCAGUUAGAAGAGGG